Molecule: messenger RNA, 711 nt
Organism: Penicillium cataractarum
Lineage: Eukaryota; Fungi; Ascomycota; Eurotiomycetes; Eurotiales; Aspergillaceae
Gene: erg2
Product: C-8 sterol isomerase ERG2
Exons: 3
Coding region: 1-711 (236 amino acids)
Biological process (GO): ergosterol biosynthetic process
Cellular component (GO): endoplasmic reticulum
Source: RefSeq, a predicted model, not a curated record
AUGCCGUCCAAAUCCUCGUCCAACAAAAAGGCCGCCUCUGGCUGCGGUUGUCGCUGCUUCACGCUCAAGAACUUGAGCCUCCUCGCGGUUUUCCUGGCCCUGUUCUCUGCCCUGUACAGCUUCCUCGACGCGCGCCUCAACCAGUUCUACAUCUUCGAUCCCGAGCAUCUGCAUGAUCUGUCGCAGCGUGCUAUCAAGGCCCAUGGCGAGGAUACGCGCUCCAUUGUUGACUUUAUCGUCGCUGAGCUGCAGGACAAGGUUGGCGAGAAGUAUCUGAGCACCGAGGAGGAGUGGGUUUUCAACAAUGCUGGCGGCGCUAUGGGCGCGAUGUACGUCAUUCACGCCAGUAUCACCGAGUACCUAAUCAUCUUCGGUACCACCAUCGGCACUGAGGGCCACACCGGCCGCCACACCGCGGACGACUACUUCAACAUCCUGCACGGCGAGCAACUAGCCUACGUCCCCGGAUCCUUCGAGCCCGAGAAGUACCCCGCCGGUACCGUGCACCACCUUGUCCGCGGCGAGGUCAAGCAGUACAAGAUGGACAGCGCGUGCUUCGCCCUCGAGUACGCCCGCGGCUGGAUCCCUCCCAUGCUGUUCUUCGGCUACGCCGAUACCUUUACCAGCACCCUCGACUUCCCCACUUUGUGGGCGACUACCCGCAUUACUGCGCGCGAGAUGGUGGGCAACCUGUUGCAGUUCAAGUUGUAA